AUGCAGCAUUUAAAAUUUCUGGUUUCAUUUUUUGGUCUUAUCUGUGCAUUAGGUGUUGAAUGCUCAAACUAUAAAGCAAAGACUGAUAAUGACAUUUUUCAAGGAUACUUUGAAGGGGAUAUCAUUGGAAUCUCUCACGAAAACGACAGAAAUGCUGUAGUUGCAGAGAAAAGGAAAUGGCCUAAUGCUGAAAUUCCUUUCGUGAUUGACUCCAAAUUGAAGAAUGUAAAGCCCAUGAUCAGAGCAGCUAUGAGUCACAUCAUGAACGAAACCUGCAUACGUUUUGUGAAACGAAAAGAAGAAACUCAGUAUUUAAAUAUAGUGCGAGGAAAUGGGUGCUACUCUCAUGUUGGAAGAACAUCAGGUGCUCAGCCACUGUCUCUUGGGCCUCAAUGCUGGCAGUUUGGAACAGUUUUGCACGAACUUGGACAUGCAAUUGGCUUCUUCCACGAACAUUCCCGUUCGGAUCGGGAUGAUUACAUUGACAUUCAUUACGAAAACAUACAACCAGGUAUGGAGUACCAAUUCGUUAAGAUGAAUCCGAAACAGCACGAACUGCUCACGCCAUUCGAUUAUGAUUCGAUAAUGAUGUACGGUGAAACUAUCUUCAGCAAGAAACUGAAGAACCCAGCGGAGAAGUUGAAGACAAUAACUGCAAAGGAUGGAAGAACAUUGCAUGACGUUAGUGCAAAAACCGGUCUUAGUGAAAGUGAUAUUCUCAGGAUUUCUAAGCUGUAUAAUUGCUAAAGUUUGUUUCGUUUUUGGUUAAAUAAAAUGCUU
Molecule: messenger RNA, 780 nt
Organism: Uloborus diversus
Lineage: Eukaryota; Metazoa; Arthropoda; Arachnida; Araneae; Uloboridae
Product: astacin-like metalloprotease toxin 5
Exons: 6
Coding region: 1-747 (248 amino acids)
Biological process (GO): proteolysis
Molecular function (GO): metalloendopeptidase activity; zinc ion binding
Source: RefSeq, a predicted model, not a curated record